AUGUCAUCUGUAACUCGACGCCAUCUGUUAAGUGAGUCGAAUGUCAGUUGCCAGAAGCAGACGCAGUGCACUUCACUUCCAGCUGACUCUCCUGCACAGAGAGUCCAAAUGGAGUCUGUGGCACAACCACCGGGACCUUCCGGGGCCUGCAACCUCUUACGGGUGCCGGGCCUCCACCCCCUGGAGGCGGACGACAAUGAGUGCGAGGUGGAGACCGGCGGCAUCCGGCCCAAAUCUUCUCCUCGCCCUCGGAGAAGGAGCGACGACAGCGACGAGGAUUGGUUCCCCGAGCCGCCCGUGUCCGGCUCCAGGAGGGUGUCCUUCGCGGACGCCAAGGGCCUCAGUUUGGUGCGCGUGAAGCAGUUUGACGCUUGGGAUGUACCCCAGCUGCCAGAUUACGACGCUCCCGAGGGCGUCGGCGUCGAUGCGGAGUCCUACUUCCUAUCGCCGCUCACUUUCUCCCUUCCGUUGUCGACCGAGGAGCUGUUCGCCAGAGUGCGAGAGCAGAGAAUGGAACUGGAGACCGUGGAGAUGCUUCCGGGCACCACGACGCUGAGAGGAGUGAUCCGCGUCCUCAACGUCUCCUUCGACAAAGCGGUGUACGUCCGGACCUCUUUGGACGCCUGGUCGAGCCACUUUGACCUCCUGGCAGACUACGUGCCCGGUUCCAGUGACAGGCUGACGGACCGCUUCUCGUUCAAGCUCACCCUGGUGCCGCCGUUCGGGGAGCAGGGAGCCAGAGUGGACUUCUGCCUGCGAUACGAGACUCCGGUGGGAACGUUCUGGGCCAACAACAACGACAGGAACUACGUGGUGUUCUGCCACCGGAGAGUGAAAGAGAGGACAGGAACGUCCCAGAAGGAAAGAGUCAACAAAAAAAGCUGCCUUAGGACCGUCAGUCGGAGCUUCUCCGUUGCGGAAAAGAUUUCUGCUCCGGAAGCUUCAUCUCAGGAAAACGUCUCAACAGAUGUUUCCGAUCACGGAGAGAUAGCAGACACUGUGAAAACGGAGCAAAUCUCUAACGGCCAAUCAGGAACUUCAGAAGAGGAUCGACAGAAAUUACUGGAUGAGAACCGGAGGAACUGCAGCCAAAGGAGUGGCCGAAAGGCGGCGCGGAUGGCUCGGUUGAGGGACUACUUCUCUCAGAGAAACGGAGGACCGGAUGACACCGAAAGAGAUGAAUCCCCUCCGGAGGCCAACCAGGCAGCUCGAGAAGAAACCGCGGAGCCGAAGCACUCGGAUGUGCCAUCCUCUCCUGAGGAGAGCAGUAAAUCAGAAAGUUGUCGUUUUGUUUCUGAAAUUCUGGAAACAUGCGGCGAACCUCUCGAUGUAGGAAACGAAAGUGAUUGGAGGAAUCCAGUUCAGGCUACGCUGCAUGCUGGAGACUUAAGUUACCGUCACACGGAAAGAAGACACACUCGCUGCUCUGUCACAUCAGAUGCAAGCGGUAGUAACAAUGGCGAGGUUCAGGAACGUGUGAUUCAGAGUCGGGAGUCAAACCAUGAAUACUUACUUUCAAAUAGUCUUCCCAUGGAAAAAGAAGAAACAGGGUUGAGCGUGUACGACAUCUCGGACCAUGCGGAAACUCCAGAUCCAGAUGAGAUUAUACAGUCAGACCACAGACAAACAAAUCCAUCUGAGUUUCCUAAAGUUAUUCUUGGAGACGCAGUCGCACAUCCACAUGCUGCAAGCGUUUUAAACACAGAUUUGUUGAAUCCACAAAAACCCGCUGCGAGUGUACGUCUCCAGGGAGAAGCACAGGAAGACAAUCUGACCCGUGACCCCAAACUGCCCGAGCGUACAUGCACGCAAACCGAAGUUCAUGGAGAUGAAACGCUUACAGACAGUGAAACACGAAAAGUUGCGUCCUCAUUUACGUUAAGUCGACCUCCCGGGAGCGUAUCGGAGCGCGUCGGCGACGCAGACGACUGUGAGCUUGUCCACGAAUCAAAGAAAGAGGAUGGCGUUUGCGAAAAAGCAACUAUAUCAACAACCGUUGAAGCCGCGGUUUCAGAGGAGGGUAACGCAUUCGAAGCUUUUCGCCAUUUGAAUCCGAAACACGGGGAUAAUUCAGCGACGGAAGAAACUGAGAUGAUCAGCGUUUCUUCUUGUGACAUCGUGGAGGAGAAGGAUGUCGCAACGCCUCUUGAAACUAAUAACGUGGAAGAAGGAAGUAAAGUGGCGAGCAACUCGCCGGAAGAAGAAACGAAACACGUGGCUGAAGAAGAGAUCAUCGGUGAGGAGGCCGGUGACAUGUUCGUGGAGCUCGGGGACGUAGAGCGUCGUGAAAUUGAGGCCGUCGAGAAACAGGGGGAUUCCUGUUUGGCAGACACUGCUGAGGUAAACUGGGAAAUGAUGGUUGAAGAAGAGGAGAAAAGUACAUCAACCGAUGAAGAGGAAAGUGAGGCAAGACGUUCGCAAACGGUAGGAAGAGACGAAGGACGGUUGGGGGACGCAGAGGCACUAGAAAGCAAAGAGGCGGGAAAAGAGGACAAAACUGUUUGGGAGAGGGAAAAGAACGAGGAAGAGGAUGGAGAUGUUUCAGAGGGCAGGCUGAAGAUUGGAGAGGAAAUUGGUGAGAUUAUGGCAGGAAAAGAACGGGAGGAAGUUGCGAAAGAAUUACAAUAUGUUCACGCUGCAAAUGAAGCUGGAGAAGAAGAUCUAGCUCAGGACAUCGAAGAAGAGGAGAGAGAGAAACGAAAGGAGUCUGAGCUGGAGGAAGAAAAUCACGCUGCAGAGAUACAUGAGGUGGACAUUGAAAACACAGAUGUCCAAAAUGAAGACGACACGGAAAUAGACCUGAGCGAUGACGAUGAAGCAGGCGUGGAGUGGGAGGAUCAGGUAGAUGUAGAAGAGGAGAAUCCGGAUUACGAGGAGGAGGAAUGUUUUGGAGAGUCUGAGAUCGGAGAUGCAGAGUCGGAUAUCGAAGAUGAAGAGUCGGAGAUCGUAGAUGCAGAGUCCGAGAUCGUAGAUGCAGAGUCAGAGAUCGAAGAUGAAGAGUCAGAGAUCGUAGAUGCAGAGUCAGAGAUCGAAGAUGAAGAGUCAGAGAUCGUAGAUGCAGAGUCUGAAAGCAUGACGGUAGAGGACGGGCGAAAUGAAGCGGGCUGCUUUGAAGUCAGGUCCGACAUCACCCAAAACAAGGUCGGGGAAGCUUUGUCUGCUCUGGACAAGAGAGUAAUUUACAGAGAAAAUGGACACAUCCCAAAUGAAAUGCAUCUUUAUGAGGAGGAAGAUUUCCAAAGCGAGGAGAUUGUUCCACGUGAGCUUCCGAAAGUUCCGGGAGACGGAGGUUCGCUCGUUUUUGCGUACGAACCCGAAAACGAUCCGGCGAGCCACGACAGCGCUUCGGCGGAGUCCGACUCGGACGACGAGGUGGAGCUGUACAUGCACUGCCUCAGGGCCGUGCACCUCGGGGGGGACAGGAACAAGGACACGGCUUCAGGCGAGGGAAAAUCAAGGCCCUCCGGAGGCAGAGGCAAACUGCUGACCGCACCCAUGCCGUCCAUCAGCGAGUCUCAGGAUGAAGAACACUUCCCCGGGCACCUUCUGGACACUCCUGAGGACAUGGAGACGGCAGACGUCCAACCCACAGCUGCAGCGUCAAAUGGACAGGAGAGCACCGAGAGCGGUGUUUCAUGGUGGAAAGAGACUUUUUCCUGCAGCAAUAUCUCACAAACAUUGUUAUACGCCAUCUUGUUAGUGGUAUUUUUAGUUGUGGCCCACCGUUAUGAUUUUCUUGCCUGUUUUGGGCUCUACUUGAUAUCCGUGGUUUGCCUCUACUGUCAAGGAGAGAGGCAGCCGAAGCAACCAAGAAAACAACACGAGAGGUUGAAUUAAACCGUAAACUGUCACGCUAUCAUCCCGUCAGUUGAUCAGUUCCCUUCAUCUGAAGGUAUUUGAACAAGAUCUAUUAGUAAUGGUCUAAAUAGAAGGAAAAAAAACAUACAAAAGUGAAUGACAAUGGGCAUUAAUUUAAAAUAAAUAUGACACAUCAGAAUAAAUGCUGUAUUUAUGCUAACUUUAUUUUUUUCUUCAUUUUCUUUAUUCUUUACUGUACAUAAGACUCAGACAACAGGCUGCAGACCAUUUCUCACAAUGAUCAGCUCUACAGAACGUUAACACACCAGUCAGUGUGUCGUGUGUAUGGAUGCCACUUGUAGAUCAAUGUGUAUUUGUAGGGUUGUUGGAAAAAUAACUAUUUCAACAGGACUGUGACCGUACAAAUCACAGGAUGUUGGACUUUUAUGGUAUGAAGGUCUUGCUGGGAGGGAGAGGAGGGGCACCAGGAAGUCCAAAUACCGAUCAGUAUUCUUCUUCACUCACUGAUAAGAAGUUGAUCACAGGUCCUUCUAAGAGAGGAGAACUCAUCUGCUUAUCUGGAGCCUUUUCACAAAGACAAUGGAGGCCCUGUUUAUGGAGAGGAUAAGAAACUGCUUUGGGCCGGUUCGGACCUCAUGCCUUCCUGUUGCUGUCCGAGAGGCUCAGAGAAUCAUCCAUCAGCAGCAACUUGGAAAUAUGACUUGUGCGUGAUUUCAACUCUGCUCCUUCUUGCCAGAAUAAAUUGCCUGAAUGAUGAUUUUA
Messenger RNA from Pseudoliparis swirei, 4581 nucleotides. It is a transcript of the gene ppp1r3ab, whose product is annotated as protein phosphatase 1, regulatory subunit 3Ab. Gene Ontology annotation, cellular component: protein phosphatase type 1 complex. Gene Ontology annotation, biological process: regulation of glycogen biosynthetic process. Gene Ontology annotation, molecular function: protein phosphatase 1 binding; glycogen binding. Lineage: Eukaryota; Metazoa; Chordata; Actinopteri; Perciformes; Liparidae. The record is from RefSeq and is a predicted model, not a curated record.